Molecule: messenger RNA, 945 nt
Organism: Trichoplax adhaerens
Lineage: Eukaryota; Metazoa; Placozoa; Uniplacotomia; Trichoplacea; Trichoplacidae
Exons: 3
Coding region: 1-945 (314 amino acids)
Source: RefSeq, a predicted model, not a curated record
AUGAGUUGUCUAUUUGCAGCAAUAACGAGCUCACUACAGCUAGGUACAAUCGUUGAAUCGCCUCGAUAUCCUACUGAUAAAGCUAUGGCUAGUCAGCAGUAUUAUUCAGCUUUGACUCAAGACCACCAAAUCAACAUUCCACCGACGAAUAUACGAACAAAAUCAGCUGAAGACAAGAUAGUAGGUGAUGGGAAUAUAGCCAGCCCAACUAAAAGGCGUCGUUAUCGUAAGUCGAUGUCUAAUCCGCUAUUUACGUCGUCGAGUAUACCGAAAUCGCCAUAUCUUCCAGCAAUGAGUGGAAAGAAACAUAUCUCGUUACCCGAACUGAAUGAACAAACCAAUUUGACCACCAAUCGGAUAGCAUGGAAAAAUAGCGAUAUGUUUAAAUCAUCGAAUAAUAUCAAUGCGGUUGCAACACCUACUUAUAAUCGGAAAGAAUAUUUGAAAAAGCGAGUAACCUUUGCAACCCAUUUAGAAACUGAUAAUAACGAAGAUAGUCAACAUCAAAAUACCCAACAGAAGGCUUUUCGAUCCCGCAAAAUCAGCGAUCCAAUUCGACCCAUCCUGAAAAAUGAUAACAGAAGAUUACGACGAUUAAGUUCAUUAGAAGAUUGUUCAUCGCCAUCAAUGCAUAAAAUUCAAACCUUUGAGCCAAAAAUUACUCCAUUCAAUUCGAGUGAUUCAUUAGAUUUGACUUAUCAAUCGUUAAAGGGUAAACACAAUGAUCAAUAUGGUAUUCCAACCACAACCAAGUUAGCUCAGGCUCAAGCUAACGCUAUAAAAUUACGUAAAAUUAUUCGAUCGAUGUCAAAUGAAUCGAAUGCUGCUUUCAGUGGACAGGUUAAGCCAGCCAAGAAAACAUUGCCAGGUCGUAAUGUUGCUUUAAGCAUAUCAAACGGCUUACGUAAAUUAAAAAAUGAAGCUCAUCUAUAUUUAAUUAAGUAA